Molecule: messenger RNA, 1318 nt
Organism: Phoenix dactylifera (date palm)
Lineage: Eukaryota; Viridiplantae; Streptophyta; Magnoliopsida; Arecales; Arecaceae
Source: RefSeq, a predicted model, not a curated record
UUGUUAGUUUAGUGGUUGGCCAGUACCACAUCCUAACCAACCUGGACCAAGAGGCCCCAUUCUCCAAAUGCAAAAAAAUUGAGAAGUGGGAGGAAAGAUCGAUGCAUUCUACCAUUCAAAUACCACUCCUUCUCCAAGCACUCAUCUCUAUGCCACACCAUGGGCAAGGUGAUUAACAUCACAAGGAGAUCUAUUCAUGCAUUCUUCCAGAGCUACCACUCCUUUGCCUCAACUGCUGCCCUCCUGGUCUUCCCCGUCGCGGCGGCCACCCUCCUCUCCCAGUCGCUUACUCUCUCCUCUUCCCCCAUCCUCCGAACAAUCUCUUCCCGCCUCCGGUUGCUCUUCGAUGCCGCCGGUUUCCCCGCCUCCUCCCAAUUCUUCUCCCUCCUCAAUUUCAAGCUCUCCCAGGUCAUUUUAACAUUCAUCUCCACUCUUCCUUUCACCCUCAUCUUCCUAAUCCUCGCCAAAGCAUCUGUUGUCCAAAUCCUCCAUGAAUUCCCUCGUCGCAGGCUCGCACCGCCGCCACUCUCCUCUCUUCUCCAUAUUUAUCCCUCCCUCUUGCUGACUUACCUCUUCAAUUCCUUGGUCAUCCUCUCCGCUAAUGCCGCCAUCUUCUCGAUCCUUUUGGUAGCCUUCAACGUUGCGGACAUCCUCCACCUUUCCUCAAACAACUCCAUCCUAGUCUUCUCUGCCGCAAGUGUCAUUCUAUAUUCCAUUGUCAUUGCCAACACCAUGGUGGCAUGCAACCUAGCAAUUGUCAUCUCCGCCAUGGAAGACAGCGGCGGCUAUCUCUCCAUCCUCAAGGCCCUUGUGCUCAUCAGAGGUAGGACGGCAACCGGCAUAACACUAGCUCUGCCUGCGAGUCUGGGCAUGGCUGCGGUAGAAGCGUUGUUUCAGUACAGGGUGAUGAGACCAUACCAUCUGUUGCGCAAAUUUAGUCCAUCAGUCAUCUGUGAAGCCUUCUUGAUCGCCUACAUAUAUUCGCUCCUCAUUGUCCUCGACACGAUCAUCACCUGCAUGUUUCUGAAGAUCUGCAAGGCAGAAAGUGGAUCCUAUUGGAAUGGAUACGAUUAUAGAACAGAUAGCGAACCAGAAGCCAAGGGUGCUCUCCAAGCUUAAUGCUUAGCAGAUCCUGCUCUCUCUCUCUCUCUCUCUCUCUCUCUUUAUUUAUGUCCCUGCAAGAACAUAAGUUUCAGCUAUGUAAGAGUAUUUUUACUGCUUCAAAUGCAUGAGUUCCACAGAUGUGGCAUCAAUGCAACAAUGUUAGCUUGCCAGAGAUUAAAAAAAAAAAUGUACAGGAAACUUUAUAAUGAAAAAA